Molecule: messenger RNA, 1238 nt
Organism: Lucilia sericata (common green bottle fly)
Lineage: Eukaryota; Metazoa; Arthropoda; Insecta; Diptera; Calliphoridae
Gene: dcma
Exons: 6
Coding region: 561-1238 (225 amino acids)
Biological process (GO): G protein-coupled receptor signaling pathway
Cellular component (GO): neuron projection
Source: RefSeq, a predicted model, not a curated record
ACAGUUCAUAGCCCGUAAAGGAGCAACGGUGCAACGAAAAGUUAAAAAAGCAAAAAAUAAGUAAUAAUAUCACACAAAAUAAAAAGAAAAGUAAUUAGAAAUAUAAGAGAAGUGAUGGUGAUGAUGUAAAAUAUCUCAAGAAAAAGUGUUAAAUUUAAAUCAAUUAAAAAAUAUAUAUUCUAGAAGCAGUUAUUAAAAGUUGAAAUAAUUGAAGAUCAAAAUUUGCAAAUAUUCAUAAGUAUUUUAAAAUAAUAAUAAAAAUUUUUAAAAUAAUAAGUAAAAAUUUAAAUAAUAAAUUGCUCAUUAAAUAUUUUUAAAAUAACCAAUUUAAAAUGUGCAAUAGCUAUAACAAUUAUAUUAAUAUAAUUAAGUGAAACCUUUUAAAUAUAAAAUAAAUUCUUGUUUAUGUUUUCUACAUGUUUUGUACUAGUGUGAGUGUAAUUAAAAUUUUAAAUUAAUUGGAUACAGAUCACUGAUUUUUAAAAGUUAGUAUUUUCUUGGUGACUUUGUGCAACUUUUAAAUUAAGAUUAAAGACUUAAGCGAAGAUUUUUGAAGAAAAAUGUUGACGACACAUCAUUUACCACAUCUGCAUCAUCGUGGCAGUACGGCAGUAGAAUUGGAUAAAAUAACAAAUUUAAAUACGCUGAUUGUAGAAAUUAAUAGUCAUGUGGCGUUAUUUCGUGAUCUUUUAAUACAUGUUGGCCAAUCUAAAGACUGUCCGGAAUUACGUGAAAAAAUACGCAAACUGCGUCGUACUUGUGUAGAGGCCUUCAAGCGAACUGAACAGAUUUUAAUACCACAAGUAAAAAAUGCUACUGCCGAUGGCGUACUUACUGACAAUCCCCAUCUUGUAUUGUUGUUUUACAUGGCACAAUUGUUUUUACGCGAAUUAGUGAAAAGCUAUCGUCUUAUACAAGUGGUGCCAAUGGACAUGUCAGGAUAUUAUGAAAAUCGAGCUGGUCCCUCUAAUUUGGGCAACGUUAUAAGUCAAAUAUUACUGUGUAAACAAAUAACACCAGAUUUUAAUCAAGAGGAAUUAUGUAGCAUUACAAAAGACUCCCAGGACAUAGCGAUGCUGCUGUCGGAAAUGCAAGAGUUCAUGCCACAGCAUGAAACAUACCUGGAACGUCACACUGCACUGGACAACAAUGGACCAUGGGCAAAUAAAGGUCGUCAUAAUUAUAUUUGUAAAAAUAUGAGUUUACUUUGUUGCGUCUCUCGACCAAAUUAUCUCUGA